AUAUCCAGGUAUUCCCAGGUUUUGCAAGUUUACCUUUGUCGUUAAUGGAAGUGUAUUACCCUAAAGACUUUGUGAAGUGUGGAGUAUGCAAUAAGCAGUGUACAAAUCCAGAACAAUUGUCGUGUUUUCAUUCCUUUUGUGCGGCAUGUAUUAGUCAAUUAGAAUAUCAAGAGAGUGGAGUAGUUACCUGUCCUAGGUGUGAAUUUGAGGGACCGUCUCAAAAACAAUCGGAUGCAGUAAUACGAGUUCUAUUGGGUAUAAUGAAAGGUGGUGUAGAAUUGUGUGAAGAUCACCAUGAUCAGCCAUAUACAUCAUUUUGUCAGAUAUGUGAAUGUGUUUUAUGUGACAAAUGCAUAACUCAUAAACACAAAGGGUGUGUGUCCGUUGUAACAGUUCGGGAUGACAAUAUUGACGAAAUUAUCAACACAUUUAGAGCCAAAGUAGAAAAGGAUCUUGCAAAAUCAACAAGGAAUGUCACCGAUUCAUAUACAAAUUUCGUAAAGCAACAGCAGAGUAUAUUCAAAGAAAAAUGCGAAAUUUCAACAACAGUUUCAGCUUUUUACUACAAUUUAAAAACGAAAAUAUUACAGUAUCUAAUUGAACAGGAAAAAAUGUUUCAAGACUAUGUUCAGAAACAUUAUUCAAACUUAGAACAAAAAAUGGACAAACAUAUCAAGCAAAACAAAUCUAUUUGUCAAAGAUUCGCAUGCCAUGCUGAUCUAUUUAGCGUUAUAGGUAAAGCACAUGCAAACAUUUCCAAUCUGCGUUUAUAUGAAUCGGUUAAGAAAGAAGUGUCACGUUUAAAACCCGAAAUAACGGAGAUCGAUGAAUGUGACACCGUACAGUUUUUACCAGAUGAAUCACGAUUGAAAGACAUAUUUGAUUUUCAACUGGCUAACUUAAGAUUGGCAGGUAAAAAUAUUACAGAGGAAUCGGAUAGAACAUCAAAUCUGUGUAAUAUAGACGAGCUUAUGGUUUAUCCAGCGCUUCCAUGUGCACGUGAAACGGGCACCAUAAGCAUAGAUCCUUCGACUUCGAACGAGACCACACUAAACUAUCAAAAUACGGAUGGAGCUACACCAUCGGAUUUAGAUGAAAACUCGCACACUGGCUCAUCAGAGUUACAGGACAGCGACCCUCAUCUACCAACGAGUCAAUUAACACAAUCACCAGUUACCGAAUCUUCUAACCCAAUUGGUACAGCUGUUAAGUAUGUAGAUACGAAUGAAAAUGCUCAGGAAACUGAAACAGAAUAUACAGAUAAUCAUCCGUCCACUAUAUUCUGUGAAUCUGACAUUGACACCCGAUCACUGACGAGUCAAUGUACGGCAACACCGAUUCCAGACAAUAUGAAUGCAUACAGUUGUGAGGCAGUAGAUAAUAGAACGACACAUUUCCCAACAGAACCAGAUAGUUUCUAUGAGUAUGGCGACUAUGUACAACAAUUUAAAAGUCAGUCUGCCGAGGAUCGUCGAUCAGGGAUAGCAGUUGGAAUGACCUGGGUUGGCGAUGACCAUAUACUGAUGGUAGAUAGAUGGAAUCAUAAAUUAAAACUUUUCACUGAAAAGGGAGCUUUAGUUAGUACAACUGUAGUACCGGCAGGUGGAGAGCCAUGGGAUAUUGCAUAUAUAAAUAACACAAACCCCAGCAACAUUCACACGUGUGCGGUCACUAUACCUACGGAUAAACGAAUUCUGUUCGUCCGUAUCCUUGACAAGAUAGAAGUUUCCAGAAGUAUAGUAACACGAUGUGGCUAUUGUUGUCUUGCCCAUGACAAGAACGGUCAUACUUUGGUUUGUGGUACUUGUCGGCCAUUUAUUAAUGUUCCUUCUAUCCACAUUAUUAAUUCCCAGGGUAUUGUGCAGAUGGAGGUUGCUUUAGAUGGGAUGGGAAAUCCCUUAUUUGAUUAUCCAAGGUCAGUUGAUGUAACAGAAGAUGGCAAAAUUAUCGUUUGUGACUGGAAGAAAAAACGACUGCUUUUCAUGAAGACGGAUGGUUUCAUCUUGGGGGCUUACCAGGGUACACUUGACUACCCGCUGAAAGAACCAAUUGGCACAGCUCUAGAUGGACUGGGAAAUGUUCUGGUAACAGAUACAAAGGCAAAUAGAAUUCAGACAAUCUCAGUCAAAGAUCGACAGUUUGUUACCGCCUUAAAACUAGACAAAGAUUUGUACAACCCAAGAGAAAUAGCACUUGUAAAGAAAUCUAACUGUUAUCCUAAAAUAGCGAUAGCAACCGACAUGAAUGUCGUCAUUUUCGAUUUAUGGAACCCUGUCAGUCGGGAGGAACCAUCAGCUCCACCAGUAAAUCCUUAAGCUCCAAUCUCAACAGUGUUUUAAAUGGUAUGAAUUGCAUAUUAGUUAAGGUGUGUAUGCAGUUAUCACUUAAUAGGUGCAGUCGACGAAAUAAGCUUUUAUGGAACUUAGACAUACGCUUAUGUAUGAUCAAAAGACGGUGACAGAGGAAAAUUUGAAAUGAAAGUUUAUUAUUUUCCAUUUUUUUUACUGAAAAAAUGAAUCAAUUUUCUUUGUAUUUACAUUUUAUUUAGAGAUAGUCAAAGUCAAAAAUUGGUUUAGACAGCUAUAUAUCAAUAACCUUAUCAAACGCCUUAUGAUUUAGAGAUAAUAUCGGAUGCAGAUUUCAGGAAUAUUUUAUUAUCCACUAUUGUAUUAAUAACUGAUUAUUGAACUUAUCUUUUUAGUAGUCAGGAUUAAGAUAUACAGAUGGGUUAGAGUUAACACAUUUUUCCCCAGUAUUUUACAAAUAAAUGGAAUUAGUUUUUUUUUGCAGUCAACAUUACACCUUUAUACUAACAAUAUAUAUAGCAAAAGCAGAUGAUCAGGAUUCUGCCAAAAUCUAGUUUAAUUUUGUUUUAUGUACUUGCGGUAUUUGUGCAAAUUGUGAAAUUUCCACUUUAUAACUUACCAUUCCCUUGAUAAAAGAGGGACGGACGAUACCAGAGGAACAGUCAAACUCAUAAAUUGAAAAUAAUAGUUAUCAAAUGUACCAGGAUUAUAAUUUAGUACGCCAGACGCGCGUUUCGUCAACAUAAGACUCAUCAGUGACGCUCAUAAAAUGACAACGCCAUGGCUAAAAAUGAAAAGGACAAACAGACAACAAUAGAACACAUAUAGGGUAAACAGAUCCUGCUUCACAUGUGGCACUCGUCGUGUUACUCAUGUUAUUACAAACUCGGUAAAUAAUCUUAUACGGUAGCUAGGCCACAUUCGUGAAAAGGGAACAGAUUGUAGUUACGACAUAAGAAACAUAUCCGAUAUCAUUUGUAAAACGGUUAUUCCAUAACGGUCAACCAACUCGUAGUGGCGUCCGUAAAAUUUACGAAGACGGAUGAUUUCACUUUCACCACCAAUCACUCUUGAUUUAUAGCAUCUUUGUGAGCAACAAACUUCUAUCCAGAAAAUCAUAAUAGGAAAUUCAAGCACGGGAAUGUCGUAUCAAUUGGGAGAUAUAUACACUGUAUGAAAAACUUUACCACCUGAAAUAAUUGGACAAACACUCCAAUAUUAUAUAAUAGUCUUUCUUCUUUUUUUGUUUCUUUUUUACUUCCGUAUAAGGAUACAGUGGUGGUUUAACUAAUUGGUCAACCGUGACACACUAAUACUAUGGUACAUAUAUAUGUUUACGUUAUUUAAUUAUUUAUGUUACAUAUUGCGUUGGGUUUUUUUUUUAUUCAGGUAUACGAAUUUUUGUU
Mytilus trossulus (common blue mussel) is the source of this 3712-nucleotide messenger RNA. RefSeq lists its product as uncharacterized. Gene Ontology annotation, molecular function: ubiquitin protein ligase activity; zinc ion binding. Gene Ontology annotation, biological process: proteasome-mediated ubiquitin-dependent protein catabolic process; protein polyubiquitination. The record is from RefSeq and is a predicted model, not a curated record. NCBI's taxonomy places the organism in Eukaryota, Metazoa, Mollusca, Bivalvia, Mytilida, Mytilidae. The coding region runs from base 45 to 2315 and encodes 756 amino acids. The transcript is spliced from 2 exons.